CUCUUUUCCUCUCCUCCCUCUGUUCCUUCCCUUCUCUUCACAAUACCCACGCCUGCUGUCCUUUGUUUGCACGUUGCUUGCCGUCCUUCCAUUCCUCGUUCUAGCCUCCGACAGCACCCCUCCCCCUCUCAUUUCUGCGCGCCGCCAAAGCCUCAACAAAGCUGAACCAUGGCCGCGAUACAGAACUUCAAGAACUUCUUGCGUCAUGGCAAGCAAGCACGCGCAAACCCCCCUCAUGGCGAGGCAACUACCAACGUGACCAACGUCCACGCACAGCACCAGCGACACCACCACCACGGCCAGCCGGAUCACCAGUAUGCCCUUAGCGACCCCAAUUUCAUGGAUCAGAAGCCCUUACAACACAGUGCUCCUCAAGGUGACUAUUCCGCCGCCGUCAUUGACAAUAGGAAUGUUGCCGCCCAGGCCGUAGACGCAGCGGCACGGGCCGCCGGCGACCAACACAAGAAACAAGCACACAAGCAGGCAGGCACGACAGACCGGAAAGACUACGAUCCGACAGUACUCGAACUCAUCGUUGCAGAGGAGCGGGAGAGCAAGGGAAAGCUUCCCAAGUACCCCGGUUUAGAGCGAUGGACGCUACUCGAGAAGAUGGGCGAUGGUGCCUUUAGUAAUGUAUACCGCGCGAGGGAUAAUACCGGCCAGUAUGGAGAAGCCGCUAUUAAAGUCGUCCGCAAGUUUGAGAUGAACUCGAAUCAGGGCGAUAAACACAUCCACCCGGAUUUUAAGAAAGCGCCAAAAACAGUGGAGAGAGCCAACAUCCUCAAGGAGGUUCAGAUUAUGCGACAACUCGAUCAUCCCAACAUUGUCAAGCUACUCGACUUCUCCGAGUCCCGCCAGUACUACUACAUCGUCCUGGAGCUUUGUCCUGGAGGCGAACUUUUCCAUCAAAUUGUCCGCCUGACGUAUUUUAGCGAAGACCUUUCGAGACACACAAUCAUUCAAGUUGCGAAAGCCCUGGAGUACUUGCAUGAGGAAGCGGGUGUCGUCCAUCGCGACAUCAAGCCCGAGAAUCUUCUGUUUUAUCCGAUCCCUUUCGUUCCGACCCGCAACCCGAAGCCAAAGGGUCCUGAUGAUGAGGAUAAAGCUGACGAGGGCGAGUUCAUCCGGGGACAGGGUGCAGGUGGCAUCGGUCUCAUCAAGAUCGCCGACUUCGGGUUAUCCAAAGUCAUCUGGGACAGCCAGACCAUGACGCCAUGCGGUACCGUGGGUUAUACUGCCCCGGAGAUUGUUAAAGACGAGCGUUAUUCGAAGAGUGUUGACAUGUGGGCGCUUGGAUGUGUCCUAUACACUCUUCUCUGCGGUUUCCCUCCAUUUUACGACGAAUCUAUUCAAACCCUUACAGAAAAAGUGGCUCGCGGCCAGUACACCUUCCUUUCGCCAUGGUGGGACGACAUUUCCAAGCCUGCCCAGGAUCUUGUUUCUCACCUCCUCACCGUCGAUCCCGAAAAGCGAUACGACAUUAAGCAAUUCCUCAACCAUCCCUGGAUCCGUGAGGUGGAAGAGCUUACAUACGCCGCCGCUGAUGCGCCACCACUUGCCACUCCGCUCUAUGUACGGCAGAAGGAGUUCAUUCAAGGCAAGGGCGAUGCUCUUCAAGCCAAUUUCGCCUACCUCGAAUCCCCCGGAGCGAAGCGCCAGGACUUCCGAUCUCCUGGCGUGGUCAACCUACGAGAAGUUUUCGAUGUAGGAUACGCCGUGCAUCGGCAAGAGGAGGAGGGUAAGAGGAGAAAGAAUUUCAAGCAAGGCUACCGUGGUGCCAACGCCAUGAACUCUCUCAACGCUCUCGACGAGAAUGAAGACGACGACGAGUUCUCCGCCGAGUCGGUACCAUUUGGCGCUUCUCAGCAACAUCCUCCAGCCAAGCUUCCGAAGUCACAAGGAGCCGACGUAACGGCCAUGGAGCAGAAGAUGCGGAACACGACGCUUUCGGCAGCGGCUCAAGCACGACAGCAAGUUAAUCCACCUGCAGCUGCACCGCGACAGCAAGAGCGAGGGUACGGCCAGCAUUCCGCGGCCGUAGCUGCCGCCGCCAAGCGUCAGGUCCGAAAUAAAGGUGCCUUCGAACUAAGCCUAGACAACGCUACGCUGCUUGGGCGUCGGCACAAGAAAGCACCUGAGCCGAGCGCGCUGCGGGAAGAGAUGGUGGCUAGCACAUGACAACCAAGUCCCACUUCGGUCCUGGCGAGAGAUUGGUGAUAUGACGUCAUUUCAUCGCUUGGCUGUCUUGAAACACAAUUCUAGGAACGCUAUUCGGCGGGCGUUGGUCUUCUCACUGCUUUUCAUUAAAGUUCUAGUCAAGCCUUUUCCUCUCUCCCACCUCUAUGAUCUGCUCGUUUUGUCCAGCCUCCCGAUAGCAUAUGUGUGCAUUCUGCUAGUUUCCUUUUUCAUAUCUUCGUCUUGAGUGAACUUUUCUCUCAGAGUCUGAGAGUCUGACUAGGACUGGGUACUCAAGAAAUGGACAGUUAUAGUUAAAUAUCAAGUUGGGGCAGCGGUUGAACUUGGCCCUGGGGGUCAGAUAUGACAUAUGCCAAAUCGCUACUGUAGAAAGGAAUAUAUGUAUUAUAUUUCGAUCGAA
Lindgomyces ingoldianus is the source of this 2596-nucleotide messenger RNA. Its product is annotated as Pkinase-domain-containing protein. Bases 169 to 2178 code for a protein of 669 amino acids. The transcript has 4 exons. The record is from RefSeq and is a predicted model, not a curated record. Lineage: Eukaryota; Fungi; Ascomycota; Dothideomycetes; Pleosporales; Lindgomycetaceae. Gene Ontology annotation, molecular function: ATP binding; protein kinase activity. Gene Ontology annotation, biological process: protein phosphorylation.